This is a messenger RNA of Lynx canadensis (Canada lynx), 1248 nucleotides long. It is a transcript of the gene ZGLP1, whose product is annotated as zinc finger GATA like protein 1. The record is from RefSeq and is a predicted model, not a curated record. Gene Ontology annotation, cellular component: nucleus. Gene Ontology annotation, molecular function: sequence-specific DNA binding; zinc ion binding. The transcript has 6 exons. Bases 1 to 948 code for a protein of 315 amino acids. Gene Ontology annotation, biological process: oocyte development; regulation of transcription by RNA polymerase II; spermatogenesis. NCBI's taxonomy places the organism in Eukaryota, Metazoa, Chordata, Mammalia, Carnivora, Felidae.
AUGGAGGCCCGGCCUGUCCCAGACUUGUCCAAGCUCCAGGAGCUGCUGGCGCCGCCGUGUCUGGACCCUAAGGCGUCUCGGGCGCCCCCUCUUCAGCAGACUGCACAGGUGCUGCCCACACUGUCCCUUGUCCCCAGGUCCUUCUGGCCUGCACGCCAGGACUCCGUCACUGCCCUGCGUUUUCUCCAAGAAACAGCAGAGGGGCUGGUCCAGCGCCCUGCCCAGGACACCCAAACCCUGGGGGCCUCCCGGGAGCUGAAGGCCUUGGAGUCUCUGGGACCUUCGCCUCUGGCAAGGGAUGCCGAGAACAUGCUGACCCCAAUCGGCCAGCAAUGCUGCAGCUCGAGGCCCCCGGAGGCUCCCCCAGCCCCCUCAGCCCUACCCCAGAGGAGGCCCCGGAAGCAGUCAAAGCCCCACCGGGGCGCUGAGAGAGUGGAUCCCCGGUUUGAGGGGGUGACCCUGAAGUUUCAAAUAAAGCCGGAUUCCAGCCUCCAGAUCGUAGCCAGCUACAGCCUGACCUGCACUAGCCGCUCCCAGGGUCCCUCCACAGGCCCUGCGGGGGGCCCUGAGGCCAACUCAGGAGGCGGCGAGGCCCUGGGGCCCCGGUGCUGUGCUUCCUGUAGGACCCAGAGGACCCCACUCUGGAGAGAUGCUGAAGACGGGACCCCUCUCUGCAAUGCGUGUGGUAUCAGGUACAAAAAAUAUGGCACCCGCUGCUCCAGCUGCUGGCUGGUGCCCAGGAAGAGCGUCCAGCCCAAGAAGUUAUGUGGCAGAUGUGGGGUGUCCCUGGGCCCCCACCAAGGCCCGGCUCAGGAAGGGGAUCCCAGGUGGAAGACCCAGGCCUCCGGCUCCAGAGCCCCUGUCUCAGGGGGCCACUGUGCCCCAUCUUGGCCCCUGGUCCAAUCCGGCUUGGCUGAGCCUCUCCUCAGAAAAUGUCCUCAGCAGUGACACUCAUAUUGUUGACAGCAGUAACAAUAAAGAACAAAACGACUCUGAGCAAAGCACCGUGACUCGGGGAUCGCGUCUCACGCACGCAGGCACGUGGGGGCAGGUGUUUUCUCAUUCGGAUUCUGAGGGACACACACAGAGUCGUCUAUACGGGCACCAGCCGCCCCACCGGGAAUUAGUCACCUUCACCGCAACUCCCCAUACAGGGCGACAGCCACCACACGCAGAGACAGACAACAGUAGACAGACACACACAUGGGGCGCCUGGCUGGCUCAGCCCAUGGAGUGGGCGACUCUUGA